Molecule: messenger RNA, 4015 nt
Organism: Mugil cephalus (flathead mullet)
Lineage: Eukaryota; Metazoa; Chordata; Actinopteri; Mugiliformes; Mugilidae
Product: E3 ubiquitin-protein ligase RNF31-like
Exons: 24
Coding region: 153-3473 (1106 amino acids)
Biological process (GO): protein linear polyubiquitination
Cellular component (GO): LUBAC complex
Molecular function (GO): K48-linked polyubiquitin modification-dependent protein binding; K63-linked polyubiquitin modification-dependent protein binding; zinc ion binding
Source: RefSeq, a predicted model, not a curated record
GCAGAUCAGACGCAGGUGAGGCUCUAACUGCUGAUAUCACUAAAACAAAUGUUACUUCUUGUUAAUGUCAGUGUAAAAACAUUCUUCCGGGAUCGGAGAGGACAACAUUGCCGAUAAAAGAAGCUGAAGUAGCCAAGACGUUUUUGACAACCAUGAGUAGCGGCUCUGCGGCUGAGCAGAUGGAUGAGGUGAGGAGCAGAGCCCAGUCGCUCCUCGCCUCCUCUGGUUUGGCCCAGACUGUGAAGGCUGAAGUCCAGACGAUGGCCGCCAUCCCUCUGCCCCUGUCAGAGAAGUACCUUCACUUCUCAGCAGAGGACAUGCUGAGGGAAAACACGACGGGUCGCAACAAACAGGAGGUUCUGGAGUGUCUGAGUCGACUGGUCAAGGCCUUUAGCAUCCUGGAAAAGUACGGGUGUAACCUGACUUGCCCCACCCGACCCAGAUACUGGAGGAGCGUCAAGCACAACAACCCCGUCUUCAGAACCACGGUGGACGCCAUCAAGGGAGGUCGCAGGGUCCUGUAUCUCUACGGCUACACCAACCAGCAGAUAGACGGCCUCAGUUUCCCCGACGAAAUCACCGAGCCAGACACCGAAAAGGUCGCUGCGAUCACGCUCGAGGUCAUGACCUUACGCACGGAGGUGGACAUGAUAGUGAAGGGCACCCAUCCUCACCUAGAACACUUCAAAGAUAUCAUCCCAUUUGUCAUCUCGCAGAGUAUGCUGGUGACUGACUCUGCGCUGCCUCGAGAAGAGAACCUGCCUGACAAACCUCAGAUCCCACCUCCUCCUGCUGAACCCGUUCCAGCCCCCAGGGCCCUGACAUCAGUCUCUCCCGCAGCGAGUUCCUGCAACUUGUGUGGCGGCGCGUCCACUCUGAACUGCCCUUCCUGCGACAAUCAGCCUUUCUGCGACGCAUGUGACGACAUCCUCCACCGGCACCCCUCCAGAGCCAGUCACAAGAGAGACAAAAUACAGAAAACCAAGCAAGAGACCUGCAGCAUCUGUGGCAUCGCCGCUGUCCACGCUCUGUGCUCCACCUGCUCCCAGAGGUUGUGUCUGAACUGCGACAGGCUCUUCCACUCUCACCCUGACCGCAAAGGACACAGCAGAACCACAAUCACACCGGUCAAAACGGCCAGUCCGCUUCUGUCCCCCUGGGAGUGCGCUUAUUGCACUACGGUGAACCAGAUGCGAGCCGUUCUCUGCACAACCUGUGAGCGCCCUCGGCUCGCCACGGCUGCAUCCGUCGCGCCGGAUAGCCCCGGUUCACUUCUCACGUCGCCAAACUCAGAGUGGCAGUGUAAGAGCUGCACGGUUGUGAAUCAAGGCAGCAGCAUCCUCUGUGAGGUGUGUGAGCGCCCUCGUCUUGCCACUCGCCCGCCCGUCGCCCCGGUGCUGACCACCCCCGGAUCUCCGUCUGACUCUGCAGCACAGUGGACUUGCCAGUUCUGCACCUACGUCAACACGAAACCCUCGACGGUGUGCGAGAUGUGCAACCUGCCCAGCAAAGACUCGGCCGCGGUUUCUCUGCCUCAGUCUCUGCAGCAGACGCCGGCCAGCGCCAGAGAUCCACCUCAGCCGGCCUCGAAGCCGCAGCCCAAGCCCAGAGCCAACCUGGAGCUGAAGAGGCAGAACACGAUGAGGGAGGACGGACUCACUCUCAUCCACCAGAUAAGAGAAGCAGAGAAGCGAGGCGUCAGCCCGGAGGAGGUGUACGCAGCUCUGGGCAUGUGCGGCGGCAGCAACCCCUGCGACUGGCUGACCUCGGAGCUGCCGCACCUGCUGGACGAAAUCUGCGCCAUGGCCGCCUCUGUCCAGCUGAACUACAAAACGGGGAACGCCGGGAUGCAGCCGAUGGUGGAGGGAGACGGGCAGGAGCCGGAGGUGAGCGCUCGGAACGCGGCGGGCGACGGCGUGAAGCUGUCCAGGGCCGAAGCCAAGCUGGCCUGGCUGGCGGCCGGAGGAGACACAGACAGAGCCGUGAAGCAGCUGCUGAGAGACAGACAAAUCAAGAUGAGGGAGCUGUACUCCCUGGGCUUCCGGGACGCGUCUAAGUGUGAGGAGGCCCUGCGGCAGAGCGGAGGUGAGGUGAAGGGGGCUCUGUCUCUGCUGCAGCGCCCCCUCCUGGAGCCCUUCCACCAGCAUAUCUGGAACGACCAGAUCGAGGCGCCGAUUGAUCCGAAACACCCGGACAAACAGAGGAUGUGCAGGCGGCUGCUGGCGUUGUAUGGCCUGCCCAGCUGGGGGCGCUGCGAGCUCGUCCUGUCCUUGCUCCAAGAGCCGGAUGUCACGUACUCGCUGGAGGACGUGGUGCAAGCCGUGAAGGAGUCGCAUGACAAGGAUUUCAUCCGGCGUCUCCUCAACAACGAGUGCCCCUGCUGUCUGAGCAUCUUCCCCCGCAGCAAGAUGCAGUCGCUGACCUCCUGCCAGUGCUCCGUCUGCCACGAGUGCUUCAGGCAACACUUCACCAUCGCUGUGAGAGACAAGCACAUCAGGGACAUGGUGUGUCCCGUCUGCGGCGAACCCGACAUCAACGACCCCGAGCAGCUGGACAGCUACUUCUCCACGCUGGACAUACAGCUGCGGGACUGCCUGGAUCCUGACGUUUACGACCUGUUCCAUAAAAAGCUGACCGAGCACGCUCUCAUGAAAGACCCCAAGUUCCUGUGGUGUUGUCACUGCACGUCCGGGUUUAUCAACGACGGAGACCAGCUGAAGGUCACCUGCAUGUCUUGCCGCAAGAGUUUUUGCGCUCAGUGCAAGAAGCCUUGGGAGCCUCAGCACCAGGACGUGACCUGUGAGCAGUUCCAGCAGUGGAAGAGGGACAACGACCCCGAGUACCAGAGGCAGGGCCUGGCCGGAUACCUGAGCGACCACGGCAUCACCUGUCCUCACUGCAGGUUUCAGUACGCUCUGACAAAAGGCGGCUGCAUGCACUUCAGCUGCUCCCAGUGCAGAUACGAGUUUUGCAGUGGCUGCAACAACCCCUACCACAAGACUAUAUGUAAAGCUCCUCUGUGUAAUUACCCCGGCCUGCACGCUCACCACCCGCGAGACUGUCUCUUCUAUCUCAGAGACUGGGAGCCUCAGAGGCUUCAGGCGCUGCUGCAGAGGAGUGGAGUGGACUUCAACACAGACGCACCUGAUGGAGCUCAGAAUGACACUUGCGGUGUGAUGGAGCAGAAAGAUGAAGGAGGCCAGCAGACCGAUUCGCCGUGCGGCACCAAAACACAACCGGGGCAAGCUGGACUCUGCGAGAAGCACUACAGGGAGUACCUGGUGAGUCUGAUAAACGCUCACUCCCUGGAUCCGGCUCUCCUCUACGAGCACAACGAUCUGAUUCGAGCCUGUGAGAGGUACCAGGUGGACACGCAGAGAGGAGACGCCGAGGAGGACGAGGCUUACCACGCUAGGAUGCUCAAGAAACUGAUGGAAGUUCCACUUGGAGAAAAAGUCCCUCGAAACAAGUAGGACGUCCCAGGAGUCUGGAAGUGAUCCUGAAAGGAGAGCACUUUGAUUAAAAAAAAAUGCGUUCUGGCCGCCUCCACUGUUGUUGUCGUCAAGCUGAUGUGAAUCAUCAGCAGGAUAGAUUCCAUGUGAAUGCCAAACCACAGGAAGAAAAUUACAUUUUUGUGGUGGCUUUGUCAAGCUGUCGUUUCUGAUUUGUGUUAAGAAACAUUUGCUCUGUUUUGUUUGUUGUUCUGUUCUCAUUUUUUUUUUUUUCUCCCUCACAAAUUGUAAAGAUGAUCAUCUGAUCUACGGGAACGGGUCUGUAAAGAAGUGUUUAUCUAAUGUUGUGUGCCUUAAAGUGACACAAAUGUUGAACUCUCAGAGAAACUGAUUGGUGACGUGAAGAAUCGGAUCAUUUUGAUUUAUCUCCUGCACUUGGUGAAGAAUGUGAGUUCAUUUCAGUAUAAAAUUGUAUAAAUAAAUGAACACAAACUAAUCACAUUUAUCUUAUGUACGCUGGAUAAUUCAAGUUGAAACGAAAAUAAAUGUUUAUUUUAAAAGGA